Arabidopsis lyrata subsp. lyrata is the source of this 1055-nucleotide messenger RNA. Its product is annotated as probable ribose-5-phosphate isomerase 3, chloroplastic. NCBI's taxonomy places the organism in Eukaryota, Viridiplantae, Streptophyta, Magnoliopsida, Brassicales, Brassicaceae. The transcript has a single exon. Gene Ontology annotation, molecular function: ribose-5-phosphate isomerase activity. The record is from RefSeq and is a predicted model, not a curated record. Bases 62 to 892 code for a protein of 276 amino acids. Gene Ontology annotation, biological process: pentose-phosphate shunt, non-oxidative branch.
CAAAAGUCAAAAACCAACCUUUCGAUUUUAUUUCUUCUCCAACCAUUCUCAAUCUUCUCCAAUGGCUUCCUUAUCCUUCGUUUCCUCUUCCCACCUUACGCUACGCACUCCUUCUAUUUCCCUACGCAGCACUGGCUCUUCUCCUAGAACCUCCGUUUCAUUCUCCGUCAAGGCUCAAUCCGUCGCGCUUUCACAGGACGAUUUGAAGAAGCUCGCGGCGGAGAAAGCUGUAGAGGCAAUUAAACCUGGAAUGGUUCUAGGUCUUGGAACCGGAUCAACCGCAGCAUUCGCCGUUGAUCAGAUCGGGAAACUACUCUCUUCCGGUGAACUCUACGAUAUUGUUGGUAUCCCAACGUCGAAACGAACGGAGGAACAAGCACGAUCGUUAGGGAUUCCUCUUGUUGCGUUAGAUACGCAUCCGAGAAUCGAUCUCGCUAUUGACGGAGCAGACGAGGUAGAUCCGAAUCUUGAUUUAGUCAAAGGUCGUGGAGGUGCUCUUCUCCGUGAGAAAAUGGUGGAAGCUGUGGCUGAGAAGUUUAUCGUUGUGGCUGAUGAUACCAAACUCGUUACAGGACUCGGUGGAAGUGGAUUAGCUAUGCCGGUGGAAGUUGUUCAAUUCUGCUGGAACUUUAAUUUGAUUAGAUUGCAGGAUCUGUUUAAGGAAUUUGGAUGUGAUGCUAAGCUUAGAGUUGAUGGAGAUGGCAAGCCUUAUGUGACUGAUAACAGUAAUUACAUUAUUGAUUUGUAUUUUAAGAAUCCUUUGAAGGAUGGAUUCGCGGCGGCGAAAGAGAUCGGCAAGUUUCAAGGAGUGGUGGAGCAUGGUCUGUUUCUAGGAAUGGCUACUUCUGUGAUUAUCGCUGGAAAGAAUGGUGUUCAAGUUAUGACCAAGUGAGGUUCAAAAUUCAAUCUUUCUUCUUCUUCUUCUACAUUUGAUUGACAAUUUUUCUCCUUUGUAAAAUUACCAAUUGAGUUUAUGUGAGAUCAUUUCAAUUUCGUGAAUUCGAAAAAAUCAGCAAAAGUUGAAUCAGAUCAAUAAAAAUGUCAACUUUUUUAUA